This is a messenger RNA of Chelonus insularis, 2061 nucleotides long. RefSeq lists its product as uncharacterized. The record is from RefSeq and is a predicted model, not a curated record. Lineage: Eukaryota; Metazoa; Arthropoda; Insecta; Hymenoptera; Braconidae. Gene Ontology annotation, biological process: mitophagy by internal vacuole formation; mitochondrial protein catabolic process. The transcript has 5 exons. The coding region runs from base 88 to 2013 and encodes 641 amino acids. Gene Ontology annotation, cellular component: mitochondrial outer membrane.
UUUCAUUUCAAUCUAUUUUUAAUUCAUUUUACCGAUGAAUCAGUUUGAAUUACUUUGAUAUAUUGAUCGAAAUUUUGUGAUAUAACGAUGAGUAAGCGUACUACAAGUUCAUUUAUCAAUUCCUGUGAGAGAAUUAGACCCGAAAGAUCACGAAAUCCGUGUAUUAGAAGACUGGUGUGGUCAGAAAACGGAUAUAAUACUCGAUAUCCCGGCUAUGAUGCCAAUUUUAUUGAGGAUGUGGAAGUGAUGAAUCCUAGAACUGCUUUAAGAAGAUUAUUGAGGUUAUACGAAGGCAGACAGUAUCGAGAGGCAGCAAGUUUCGUUUCAAAAUUACCCCGUUGCACUUUAGGAGCAACCUUACCCGACAUUCCAGUUGACCUAGUGAUCGAAACUCUUCCUCGAAGUCUGGCAUUGUUAGAAUCCUUAUACAGCAGACUACCGGAACUGGAUAAUGUCAAGCCCGAGGAAUUAGCAAGACUUCUGAGGGUAGAGCAACUGCUCUGGAAAGUCGUUCAUUUAAUUUCCCUAGGACAGGACCAACAUCGAGUACGAAUUUGGAGUAAAUUACUCUUGGCAAUUUCAAGAGUAUCACCAAACAUUCGCAAGCUUUUGAUUGCUCGAAAAAAAGCUCUGGAUGAUACAAUAGAAGGUCUUGGGAAACAUGGAUUAAUUCCUUGCAGUAUUAAAUAUGAAGAUAAACGUGUGGGACAACCAACGGAAUCCCAACUUCUUCCUUUAUCAGCGAAAUUGAAAGAAGAAUUGGAAGCAAGAAUAGACGCAUAUAAACUCGCUCUUCAUAAAAUUGAAAAUCUUGGCAAGGAUGCGGUGAGGAGGUCGAAAGGUGAUCCCCAUGGACUGCGAUCUGCUUCACAUCAACGUCUACUUUCCUUAAAAUACAGUGAAGUUCAACAACGUCUUAUUGAUAAUCAGAGUCUACUUAAUACUCUUGAAAAAGCCAGUGGAAGAAACCUAGAAGAGCUAUCGAACGAGCUAGCACGUAGAGUGGAACAGGACAAAGAAGCUUUAAGACAGUGGAUGUCCUUACGAAAAUCCUCUGGAGAAAAAGACCGGGGUGACACCAAAGAGCAACCAGCACUAGCUACUCGUCUUUUACAAUUCUCUAGAGCUUGUGGACUUGCUUUAGAGCUCAUGAAUAACCCAAGUGUAGAACCAAGGUCUAGCUGGUGUGGUGAAUUUUUCUCGACAUUGAUUGAAGAUGAGCGGUUUGAUGUAGCCGCAGCUGAGUCCAGUAGUGCGGGUUAUCAUACUGAUGACAGCUGCAGUCCCGAGCCAAUUAGUUAUCUUUCUAGUCUGCCUGUUUCUGAAGUUUAUAAGAAGAAGGAUGAUGUGGGUUUUAGUUCGACUUUUUUUGAACUAACUACUCAACAGUUGACUGAGAAAUAUGUUGGAUUAUAUGCUCAAGCACAUCUUCAUACGCUUGAUGCUCUAGAUGCACUGGAAACUCUGAAAGACGCUACGGAUUUGAAAUCAAAGAUCCUUUUUUCGGUAUUGGUGUUAUCAUGGAGAAUAGCAGACAGCAUCCAAACAGCUCGGAAACAUGAAGCAGCGGAUAUCCUGUCGGGUCCAGAUGACCCUGACGAUCCAAAUCGACGGCAGUUGUCCGAUGAAAUCGAGGUCUGCAUGAGACGACAAUUGGCAACAUCCGGAUUCGAGAGUGGUACUCGACAAGUGGCACUUCGUAUCAUGGAUCAGUUAAAAAAUACUCUAUAUGAUUAUCCAUGUCUUGAAACUUGUGAAGAACUUCAAAGUUAUGCUUUAUCUUGUGCACGUCUAGCUUGGGCUUGUUUAGCAAGAGAAACCCCACUAGUUCUUGAUACCAUUGAACCACGCCAGAGAUUUGCGCCUGUUGAGUUUAGGCGAGAGUUUCACGCUCGACAUCAUUCAUCACCUAAUUCUCAGGGCAAGAGAAUUGUCGGUGUAGUUUGGCCUGGUCUUAGACAAGCAAACUUACAAGGAACUUGUCUCUACAGAGCAGUAGUCCUUACUGCUUAAAGUUUUCUCCAAGUUUAGAAAAGUUUUGACUCGAAGAUUAUUACCUAU